AUGGCUAGCAGUGAGAAAGAAAAAUCUAGUAAAGAGAAGGAACCUAAACAGCCUUCUUCUUCUUCUGCUCCUCCCUGUUCACAGGAACCUUCUUCGGCUGUGAGUUCUGGCAUGGCUACUCCAGAUUGGUCUAGUUUUCAGGCAUAUUCUCCUAUGCCUCCUCAUGGUUUUGUGGCAUCAAGUCCUCAACCUCCCCCUUACAUGUGGGGGUUUCAGCAUAUGAUGCCUCCUUAUGGAACUUCUCCUCAUCCACAUGUUAUAAUGUAUCCACCAGGUGGCAUAUAUGCGCAUCCUUCAAUGCCUCCGGUACUGCCAUACUCUAGAUAUUUGAUUUCUAUGGACAUAUAUGCUUAUAUGCAGGGCAAUACCACUGGUGGCACUGAACUUGAUUCUGAAAAAUCUGAUGUGAAAGAAAAAUUGCCUAUCAGAAGAUCAAGAGGAAGCUUAAGAAGUUCGAACAGGAUAACAGGAAAGAAAAAUGAGCCUGGAAUAAACUCAGAAGCAUCAGCUAAUGGAGCUUACUCUAAAAGUGGGGAGAGUGCUUCUGAUGGUUUGAGUGAAGGAAGUUAUGCAAACUCUGAAAAUGAUUCAGGAUCUGGAGAAGACAGUAAGAAUGCAUCAGAGAAUAGUGGCUCUGGUAAUGGUCCCGGAAAUGGAAGUGUUGGUACACCUCUUCCACCGGUGAGCCAGACCGUACCAAUCAUGCCAAAGACAGCUGCAGGCCUUCCCGGCCCACCAACAAAUUUAAAUAUUGGAAUGGGUUAUUGGGGUGCUCCUCCUAUCCCUGGAAUGCAUGGGAAAGUAUAUACACCAGUUCCUAGAGUCAUUUCUCCAGUCUCACGAGAUGGUCCUGGUAUACAGGACGAGAGAGAACUUAAGAGACAGAGACGGAAGCAGUCCAACAGGGAGGCUGCUCAAAGAUCCAGGUUGCGGAAACUGGCUGAAUGUGAUGAACUGGCACAAUACACUGAGGUGUUGAGUGCAGAAAACGCAAGUCUCAGAGCAGAAAGGAAUAGGCUGAAAAGCCAGUUCGAAGAGCUCACUUCUGAGAAUACCUCUCUCAAGGACCAGUUUUUAUCAUUCCCUCCACUUGAAGGCAUAAAAAUAAAAAAGGAAGACCAAGAACUAGACAUCAACCAAACAGGCUUCACAGAGACAAAGUUUGUUUCUUACAAAGACUCAACUUGAGAAAAAAAAACAUACAAGCAAAACCAUUUCUUAACACAUGUAUAAAAAGUAGCAGACAAGAACAACAGUACGCGGUUUGUUGCUAACAGAUGGUUGUAGGAUUUUAGGCGUCAGAGAUCAA
This is a messenger RNA of Eruca vesicaria subsp. sativa (arugula), 1309 nucleotides long. NCBI's taxonomy places the organism in Eukaryota, Viridiplantae, Streptophyta, Magnoliopsida, Brassicales, Brassicaceae. The record is from the annotation of a GenBank genome assembly.